AUGAAUAACGAGGAGCUUCUUCAAACAGUUUUGAAAGACAUGACGAUCCUCAAAGUGGAAAAUGUCAGAGUUUUUGCGCACAUGGUGCCAACUGCGUCUUUGCGAAGAUUUUGGACCAUGAAAGCCCAGACAAUGGAACUUCGGGACGAAUUCACAAGUGGGCCACGAUUCUUACAGGUCUGUGAAGGCUUGAGAUCGGGAGAAGUAUCAUUCGACCGGUUCCAAUAUACUGGAUAUCUCCGAAUUGCUGGAGAUCAAUUCGAUGUUUUUUGGGAUCAAAUGCAAGAGCGAGUGGGAUUUGGAAUUGAUGACGAAGUCAGAGUGAAUAGGAACUCUAUUCAUUUCAUAACAAGCGAUGGUAAUCUUAUAAUCAAAUUGAGCAUCAAAAAACUGCUGUUCCCCUCCAAUUGCUAUCAGCUUUCCGUAAACAUGGAAAGAGAAGUUGAUAUAACGGUGGUUUUCAUUAGGCGGGCCGUUGGCCAAGCCCACAAGAUUUCUUCUUCCUCAGCUCCGAUUGUUUUUUGUACCAGAACAAUUUUUCUGUUAUUUUUCAGAACUCCUGGAAAUUCCAACUACCAGCAACUGUGA
Caenorhabditis briggsae is the source of this 588-nucleotide messenger RNA. The transcript is spliced from 4 exons. The coding region runs from base 1 to 588 and encodes 195 amino acids. The record is from RefSeq and is a predicted model, not a curated record. NCBI's taxonomy places the organism in Eukaryota, Metazoa, Nematoda, Chromadorea, Rhabditida, Rhabditidae.